This is a messenger RNA of Melopsittacus undulatus (budgerigar), 3986 nucleotides long. Its product is annotated as H(+)/Cl(-) exchange transporter 5. Bases 493 to 2868 code for a protein of 791 amino acids. The transcript is spliced from 14 exons. Gene Ontology annotation, cellular component: synaptic vesicle; Golgi apparatus; plasma membrane. NCBI's taxonomy places the organism in Eukaryota, Metazoa, Chordata, Aves, Psittaciformes, Psittaculidae. Gene Ontology annotation, molecular function: voltage-gated chloride channel activity. The record is from RefSeq and is a predicted model, not a curated record. Gene Ontology annotation, biological process: chloride transport; transmembrane transport.
GCGGGCGAGCGCUGAGGGGGCUCGGGCCGUGGCCAUGGCCACGGGGCUCCGCAGAGGGCCGUGGGCCGGAGCCUGUCGAGCGGAUCCCAUCCCCCAUCCCAAACCUGUGUGUCCCCCUGAUCCAACCGCUUUUCCCCUUCCAGCAGCUCCCAGCAGCGGCGGAGUGAAGGCAGGAGCCGCCGAGCCUCAGGACAAGCAGUUUCAUGUGCAGUUGUGGAGGACUGGGAGCACCAGGCUUGGAAGAUCUUGUUCCACAUGAGUCCUUUGAGUGUGAAAGCCCACCCAUCUCCUUGAUGCAGCAGAUGAGGGCUCCUAGGGAGCCUGCUGUGUGAGACCUACCAGGCACCCUUCUUCAGUCCAGUUGCCACUGAGGACAAGGUUCUAGCUGGAGCUGUGGGGUGAACAUGAGAUGGGAGCAGCUUCUCCAGGCCCCUGCUUCUGGGCUGGGGGGGUCCCAGAGCCCCCCUCAGCCACCCCAGGGAGCUGUCAUCUAUGGCGAGAGAAGUGGAAGGAUGCUCUGGGGUGAAAUGUUGUCUGCUCUUCAGAAGAGAAAGAGGGUUGGAAGCUCUGGCCAUGGAUCAGAAGGGCUAUCGACGGGAGAGUUUCCAGAGCAGCACUAGUGAUGAAGAUAUGCUGGAAAUAGCAGGAGCAUCUCUGGACUUCUCCAUGGCAGAGGACGACCCACCUCUAGACAGGGAGAUAGGAGGGUUUUCCUCAUAUAAUGGAGGAGGGAUGAAUGGUACAAGCACAAUGAUGGAUUUCCUGGAGGAACCUCUUCCCGGUGUGGGCACCUAUGAAGAUUUUAACACUAUAGACUGGGUGCGAGAGAAGUCCAGGGAUCGGGACAGACACAGAGAGAUCACCAGUAGAAGCAAAGAGUCCACAUGGGCACUGAUACACAGCGUGAGUGAUGCCUUCUCUGGCUGGCUGUUGAUGCUCCUCAUUGGGCUGUUGGCAGGCUCCUUGGCAGGGCUGAUUGACAUCUCUGCCCACUGGAUGACAGAUCUGAAGGAAGGAGUGUGUUUAGCAGGUUUCUGGUUUAACCAUGAGCACUGCUGCUGGAAAUCCAACACAACCUUCACGGACAGAGACAAGUGUCCUGAGUGGAAGAGCUGGUCCCAGCUCAUCCUGGGCCAUGGAGAGAUCAAAACUAUCUUAAGUGGUUUCAUCAUUAGAGGCUACCUGGGCAAGUGGACGCUCAUCAUCAAAACCAUCACCUUAGUGCUGGCUGUGUCCUCUGGGCUGAGCCUGGGCAAGGAGGGGCCCCUGGUGCACGUCGCUUGCUGCUGUGGGAACAUCUUGUGUCAUCUCUUCACCAAGUACAGGAAGAACGAAGCCAAGCGCAGAGAGGUUUUAUCAGCAGCUGCAGCUGCUGGAGUGUCGGUAGCGUUUGGUGCCCCGAUCGGAGGAGUGCUCUUCAGCCUAGAAGAGGUCAGUUACUACUUUCCUCUCAAGACACUGUGGCGCUCCUUCUUCGCUGCUCUGGUUGCAGCAUUCACCCUGCGCUCCAUCAACCCCUUUGGGAACAGCCGCCUGGUUCUCUUCUACGUGGAGUUUCACAUGCCAUGGCAUCUUCUGGAACUUGUGCCCUUCAUCCUUCUGGGCAUAUUUGGGGGGCUUUGGGGGGCUUUCUUCAUUCGCAGCAACAUCGCCUGGUGCAGGCGGCGCAAGACAACCAAACUUGGCAAAUACCCGGUGCUGGAGGUGUUUGUAGUCACAGCCAUCACAGCCCUGCUGGCCUUCCCCAAUGAGUACACCAGGAUGAGCACUAGUGAGCUGAUCUCCGAGCUCUUUAAUGACUGUGGGAUUCUGGACUCAUCCAAGCUCUGCGAGUAUGUGAAUGAUUUCAACAGCACCAAAGGGGAUGACCUGCCAGACCGAGCUGCUGGCCCAGGAGUUUACACUGCCAUGUGGCAGCUGGCUCUGGCCCUUAUAAUGAAGGUCUUCAUCACCAUCUUCACCUUUGGCAUGAAGGUGCCCUCAGGUCUCUUCAUCCCCAGCAUGGCCGUGGGUGCCAUCGCGGGCAGGCUGCUUGGUGUGGCCAUGGAGCAGCUGGCCUACUACCACCAUGACUGGGCCAUCUUCAGUGGCUGGUGCAGCCAAGGAGCUGACUGCAUCACUCCGGGCCUCUACGCAAUGGUUGGGGCUGCAGCUUGUCUGGGUGGUGUGACCCGAAUGACGGUGUCGCUGGUGGUCAUUAUGUUUGAGCUCACUGGUGGACUGGAAUACAUCGUUCCACUGAUGGCAGCAGCCAUGACCAGCAAGUGGGUGGCUGAUGCCAUUGGGCGGGAAGGCAUUUAUGAUGCCCACAUCCGCCUCAAUGGGUACCCUUUCCUGGAGGCCAAGGAGGAGUUCUCACACAAGACACUCGCGAUGGAUGUAAUGAGGCCGCGGAGGAAUGAUCCUCCUCUGACUGUCAUCACUCAGGACAGCAUGACAGUGGAGGACGUGGAGAGCAUCAUCAAUGAAACCACGUAUAGUGGCUAUCCGGUGGUGGUGUCCCGUGAGUCCCAGAGGCUUGUUGGGUUUGUCCUCAGAAGAGACCUCAUCAUUUCAAUCGAAAAUGCCCGGAAAAAGCAGGAUGGGAUUGUGAGCACUUCAGUUAUUUAUUUCACUGACCACUCUCCUCCACUGCCUCCAAGCUCCCCCUCCAUGCUGAAACUUAGGAGCAUCCUGGACCUCAGUCCCUUCACAGUGACAGACCAAACGCCCAUGGAAAUCGUGGUGGAUAUAUUCCGCAAGCUGGGAUUGCGCCAGUGCCUGGUGACUCAUAACGGGAAGCUCCUUGGGAUCAUCACUAAGAAGGACGUUCUGAAGCACAUUGCACAACUGGCCAACCAGGACCCAGAUUCGAUACUCUUCAACUAAAGACAGACCAGGAGGUAUUGUGUGUUCAACACGAAAGGACCUUUAGAGACCAUCCUGGAUACAUUUCCCUAUUUUUAUUGAAACCAUGGAACUGUUUUCCAAGUUUUCUUCCAUGGAGCUGAAGAACAUACUUUUUUUUCUACCAGAUACCAAUCGCACUACAUAAUCUGUGGAACAGAAUCUUCUUUUUAGAAGAAGAAAGAGACUUUAAUUACGUUGCCUUUUUGAAGUUGCAUUGGAAAGAUUCCAUGAAGGAGUAAAAGCAAAAUGCUAUAGAAUUCGAUCUCUUACUUUAUUUGGACUCCUAGCACUAACAUGGGGAGGAAAAGACAAGCUCUGUUCCUUCAGAAGCUUUGUAGGAGGAGGAUUUUGCACACAGCACUUGGGUGGUGGCAGAAGGAUGUGGUUGUAACUCGGGUGGUGGAUUUCCAAUUAGCCACUUGGGAACAAUAGGAACAGUCAAAACUGGCGGGGGGAGGGAACCAUUGGCUGGCUGAGGGUGUUCUGUUGAGCAAGGGUAAGAGCCCCACAAGCCCAAACCCCCGAGAGCAGAUCUCCUGGGCCUAGGUCUGGUUGGGAUGAAGCUUCUUUUGAUGAAUCUGUGAAUGUAUUCAGUGUCUCUGCUGCUGCCUUGCCAGGAGAGUCCCGAGGAGGAGGCAGGAGGUAACAGUUGUGUUCUCACCGUGAUCCUGGGCUUAGAUACAUGCCUGAGGAUUCCUUCUCCUUUCCUUUUACUUUUAGAAUGGGAAAGGCUAAGUCCUAUGUUAUUGCCCUUUGCACUUCCCAGUGUUCCAAUCACAUUUGAUACCACACAGUGACCUCUCCCAUAGUCAGCAGGGGUUUGGGGCUGGAGACUUUCUCCUGGGACCCCUGUGCCUGGGAUGUUUACAUGGACACUUUUGCUGUUCCCUGCUCCUCCAGGUCCCAGCUCCAGGAUUGGGAGUGCUGCCACUUCACAUACGUGCACUGCUCGGGGUCUCUCUCCUUUUGCCAACAGCUAUGCAAUAAACCCUUCCUGAGCAAUAAACCCCUCAGCCUUGUUCCAGCUCUGUGUCCUUCAAGUCCUUGUCCCAAAUCCUACCAAAUUAUUUUCCUGUUAAUAAAAUUGUGGCCAUUUA